This is a messenger RNA of Galeopterus variegatus (Sunda flying lemur), 734 nucleotides long. It is a transcript of the gene LRTM1, whose product is annotated as leucine-rich repeats and transmembrane domains 1. Gene Ontology annotation, molecular function: protein binding. Gene Ontology annotation, cellular component: extracellular matrix. NCBI's taxonomy places the organism in Eukaryota, Metazoa, Chordata, Mammalia, Dermoptera, Cynocephalidae. Bases 49 to 705 code for a protein of 218 amino acids. The record is from RefSeq and is a predicted model, not a curated record. The transcript has a single exon.
UGUUAUCUGGCUCAGAAUCACAAUACCUGUGAAUUCAAAGGGAGGCAAAUGCUGAUACUGCUCCUCACAAACUGUUCCUAUCUCAAUGUCUUUGUUGCAGGUGAACUGUUCCUGCUUUCAAGUGUGAUUUUCCUGCUCCAGGUGGUCUCUGGCUGUCCAGAGAAGUGCCGCUGUCGCUCAUCUUCAAGCUUUGUAGACUGCAGUCAGCAGGGUCUCGUUGAAAUCCCUUCUGAUUUGCCUCCUCAGACUCUAACACUGCACUUACAAGAUAACCAGAUACACCAACUUCCUGCUUUUGCAUUUAGGUCAGUGCCACAGCUCACGACCUUAAACUUGUCCAACAAUUCUCUUUCAAAUCUGGCUCCUGGAGCUUUCCUUGGACUUCAGCACUUACGGGUUUUAAACCUCACGCAGAACUCGCUGCUUUCCCUGGAAAGCAGACUUUCCCAUUCCCUGCCGCAGCUGAGGGCGCUUGAUUUGUCGUCAAACAACAUCAGCCAUCUUCCCACAUCCCUGGGUGAGCCUUGGGAGAACCUAACCAUUUUUGCAGUUCAACAAAACAAGCUUCAGCAGCUCCACAGAGCACUCCUAGAAUCCAUGCCCAACGUGAGGUUUCUAUUUCUCAAGGACAACCUCUGGAAAUGCAAUUGCCACUUGCUUGGUCUUAAACUCUGGCUGGAGAAAUUUAUCUUUAAAGGUCAGUAAUGUCUAUUUAGAAGCCCCCAUCUGUGUGU